ACCAGCCAUUGAAGCCCUGCAAUUGUAAGUCAUAAUGAGGUGUAGUGAAAUAAUAUGGGGUCUGGUCUUGUGCUGCAUCUUGGCCAUGCUUAGCAGUAGUCAUAAUGGACUGGCCUCGGAGGUUGUGGGUUCGUCUGCUGAAGGUUAUGACUACAAGGAUGCACUUGACAAAGCUAUCUUGUUCUUUGAAGGACAACGUUCAGGAAAGUUGCCUGCAAGCCAGAGAAUGAAGUGGAGGGGAGACUCUGCACUCACUGAUGGCAAACCUGAUAAAGUCAAUCUGGUGGGAGGUUACUAUGAUGCUGGCGACAAUGUGAAGUUCGGAUGGCCUAUGGCGUUCACAGUCACCCUGUUAAGUUGGACAGCUGUUGAGUACCGGCAGGAAAUCUCUCAAGCCAAUCAUCUUAACAACCUCCGCACCGCAAUCCGUUGGGGCACUGAUUUUAUAUUGCGAGCCCAUACUUCACCCACCACACUUUAUACCCAGGUAGGGGAUGGAAAUGCUGAUCACCAGUGCUGGGAGCGUCCUGAAGACAUGGACACCCCUCGAACGCUCUACAAGAUCACUUCUGAUUCACCAGGCACUGAAGCGGCAGCAGAAGCUGCUGCUGCUCUUUCUGCUGCUUCAUUAGCCUUCAAAGGGGUUGAUUCCAAUUAUUCUUCAAGGCUGUUAAGCAAAUCAAAAUCAUUAUUCGAAUUUGCAGACAAGUAUAGGGGAUCUUACACAGGUUCUUGCCCUUUCUACUGCUCUUUCUCAGGAUAUCAGGACGAAUUAUUAUGGUCAGCAGCUUGGCUAUACAUGGCAAGUGGAGAUAAAAAGUACUAUAACUAUGUCUUGAGCAACCAAGGAUGGAGUCAGGCAGUAUCAGAGUUUAGUUGGGACAACAAAUUUGCUGGGGUUCAGACAUUACUAGCGAAGGAAUUUUAUGGUGGGAAGAAGGAUUUGUCUAAAUAUAAGACCGAUGUGGAAUCAUUUAUAUGUGCGUUGAUGCCGGGGAGUAGCUCUUUACAGAUUAAAACAACUUCUGGUGGUCUUCUGUAUGUUAGAGAUGCUGCUAAUCUACAAUAUGUUACAAGCUCCUGCAUGGUGCUGGCUGUCUACUCGGAAACCUUAAAGGCAUCUAAUAUUGAUGGAAUUCAAUGUGGCUCUGCCCAUUUCUCUGCCUCCCAAAUCAAAGACUUCAUAAAAUUGCAGGUGAAUUACAUUUUGGGAAACAACCCCAUGAAAAUGUCAUACAUGGUGGGAUUUGGAAGCAAAUAUCCGAUGCAGCUUCACCAUAGAGGCUCAUCCAUCCCUUCUAUCCGUAGUCACCCGAGCAAGGUCGGCUGUAAUGAUGGCUUCUCGAGUUAUUUUUCUUCUAACAAUCCAAAUCCAAAUCAACAUGUUGGAGCAAUUGUUGGAGGUCCUGAUCCAAAUGACCAUUUCAAUGAUCUGAGAUCAGAUUACUCUCAUUCCGAACCCACAACUUACAUUAAUGCAGCUUUUGUGGGUGCAGUGGCUGCUUUGCUUGAUGAAAGCAAACAGGAACCUCUGCAACUGCUGCGGAUGAAUAGAACCACAAAUACGAGAGACUAUAUGUAAUUUAACAGAACUACAUGCAAUUGAAACCCAUGGAUUUCCAUUCAUGGGAUUACGUAAUUUAAAUUCUGGGGAAUAUCUGUACCCAUAUCUACACAUAUGGUUGUAAAAUAUCUAAGGAUUAAGAAUAAGUCUGAUGCAUCUUUUCAGAUCCUUCUUGGACUA
This is a messenger RNA of Durio zibethinus, 1744 nucleotides long. RefSeq names its product endoglucanase-like. Gene Ontology annotation, biological process: carbohydrate metabolic process. NCBI's taxonomy places the organism in Eukaryota, Viridiplantae, Streptophyta, Magnoliopsida, Malvales, Malvaceae. Gene Ontology annotation, molecular function: hydrolase activity, hydrolyzing O-glycosyl compounds. The record is from RefSeq and is a predicted model, not a curated record.